AUGGGCCAGAAGCAGGACCUGUGGUACAACUUAUACCUUUCUGGCUUCAAGGCUGCCACCAUGGAAUGGGGGCGUGGCCCACAGCUCCGAGGCGCAUCACAAGGCCUGGUUGCCGUGGUAGCGGCAGAGGCAGCCGCGGAGGCCCGCGGGAAGGCCAGGACCCCGCAGGAGCUAGUGGCUAGUGGCUGGAACCGCGCCCACUCCAUGGCCACCAAAUGGUUCACUGGUGCGCCCUUCGGGGUGCAGAGCCACAGGUUUGACAUCUCUGCUGUUUAUCCCAACCGGAAGAAGCUCAGCACCUUCACUGAGGCCCCAUACUCCACGCGUUAUUCUGUGGAAGUGUCCCACAUAGGCCCUGGGACCUACAGCUCCAAGGACACCUGCUUCAGCAAGAAGAAGCUGAUGAAGGAGGUGGAUACAGGCUGGGCCAAGGCCCAGGAAGCCACGCGGCUGACCCAGCUACCCCACUUCCAGUACCAGGCGAUCAUGAAAGAGAAGCGGCUGCAGGAGCAGAAGCUGGGGCCUGGCUCCUACAACCUCAAAGGCUUCUUAGAACAGCUGCGGGAGAAGCCAUGUAGCACCCGGGGGCUGCUCAGCUCUGGGGAGGUUCGCUUCCGAGGACUCAUUGGGAACUACUAUCCGGGCCCUGGAAAUUAUGGGGAGAAGGGCAACCCAUACACCAAGCUGGAGGAGAAUGCCUGGAACCGGUCCCAUUCCGAGGGCCUCAUGUGCAGGAUGAGCAACAAGCCGCACCCCCGGGCUCAUCAGGGCAGUGGUCUGGCACCCGGCACCUACUCCAUCAAAAGCGGCAUUGAUACUUACGUGGCACGAUCCGUUGGCACUCGUGGUCCCUAUGACACUUUCUCUGGUGAUCGGAGCAAGCCACUGCCCUAUGGGCACUACUCCAUGCAGAAAAAAAAGCCCAGGGAACUGAUGAAUUUCAAGAGCUUCGUAGAAGAACUUAACUCACGUCACAAUGAGAAACGUGGGGCUUUUUCUAAACUUCCCCGCAACCCGAAAAUCCCUACGGAGAGGAUUUACUGGUCUACCCCUAGCCAGUGCCCACGCCUUCUGGCCACGUCUGGCCCUGGUUUCUGGCUUCCACAAGAGAAGAAAUGCAGACCUGUCAACCAGCCACCGUUCCUGUUCUCCUCCAAGGGGUCAGGUGCAAAGGCCUGCCAGAUGAUUUUGGGAAGCUGGAACCCCGUAGGUGUGGGCCGCUACCUCAACACCUGGCUGAUGGAGACCAAGGACAGGCGGCAGCGAUAUCGGUCCUUAUACCUGCCUGGAUCCAAACGCUACCUCUCAGACCUGGCCCGGGACAUGCUCAUGCAGGAAAGGAUCACACCAUUUACUAAGGGGAAGUGCCCUCCAACUGUGGAUUACAAUUCAGAUCCUACUCCUUAAAGCCACAUGUGAAGGACAGCUCGCAGUGACUGGAGAACCCAAAGGCCUGAAAACAAUUCUGGGGGUGAGAGCAUGGGCAUGGGAAAGCAUGGGUGUGGGAGUGGGGGGUUUUAGGGAAAAGACACACAAGAGUGCCUGGGAGUGGGGAGAGACUUGUGGAGAUCACCUUUGCCGGAGCUGUAUACCUGAAGGUCACAGUGUCUUCCGGGACAGCUGGGGGCGGAUAUCUUGUUACAGGAGAUCAAUUAUCCUGAGAAUUAACUCAGCCAGUGACAUGAACAUGGGGGCCAGAUAGCAGAUGGACUGAAGGGAUGGGAUGUGGUGGACACUUGUGGGACCCUUUCUAUUCUAAAGCCAGAGUGCUUGGCUCCUUGUUUAUUAAAGUUCAGAAAGUGGUGGGAGAGUGUA
Sapajus apella (tufted capuchin) is the source of this 1815-nucleotide messenger RNA. RefSeq names its product lymphocyte expansion molecule (gene CIMAP2). NCBI's taxonomy places the organism in Eukaryota, Metazoa, Chordata, Mammalia, Primates, Cebidae. Bases 1 to 1407 code for a protein of 468 amino acids. The record is from RefSeq and is a predicted model, not a curated record. The transcript is spliced from 11 exons.